Molecule: messenger RNA, 1482 nt
Organism: Letharia lupina
Lineage: Eukaryota; Fungi; Ascomycota; Lecanoromycetes; Lecanorales; Parmeliaceae
Exons: 5
Coding region: 1-1482 (493 amino acids)
Source: RefSeq, a predicted model, not a curated record
AUGUUAUGGGAGAAGCUACUUGACGGAAGGCUGCUCGACGGAAGACUGCUUGACAAAAAGCUGCUUGAUAGUACGGUGUUUGACGGUACGGUGCUUGACGGUACGGUGCUUGACGGUACGGUGCUUGACGGUACGGUGCUUGACGGUACGGUGCUUGAUGGAACGCUGUUUGACGGAACGCUGCUCGACAGUACGGACGGAAGGUUGCUCGAUAGUACGCUGCUUGACAGUACACUGCUUGAUGAAAGGCUGCUUGACGGAAGGCUGCUUGAUGGAAGGCUGUUUGACGGAAGGCUGUUUGACAGAACGCUACUCGACAGUACGCUGCUCGACAGUACGCUGCUUGAUAGGACGCUGCUUGAUGAAAGGCUAUUGGACGGAAGACUGCUUGAUAGUACGCUGCUUGACAGUACGUUGCUUGAUGAAAGGCUAUUGAACGGAAGGCUGCUCGACAGUACGCUGCUUGAUAGGACGCUGCUUGAUGAAAGGCUGUUGGACGGAAGGCUGCUCGAUAGUACGCUGCUUGACAGUACGCUGCUUGACAGUACGCUGCUUGACAGGACGCUGCUUGACAGUACGCUGCUUGAUAGUAUGCUGCUUGAUAGGACGCUGCUUGAUGAAAGGCUGUUGGACGAAAAACUGCUCGAUAGUAUGCUGUUUGACGGUACGCUGCUUGAUAGUACGCUGCUUGACAGUAUACUGCUUGAUAGGACGCUGCUUGAUGAAAGGCUGUUGGACGGAAAACUGCUCGAUAGUAUGCUGUUUGACGGUACGCUGCUUGAUAGGACGCUGCUUGACAGUACGCUGCUUGACAGUAUACUGCUUGAUAGGACGCUGCUUGAUGAAAGGCUGUUGGACGAAAAACUGCUCGAUAGUAUGCUGUUUGACGGUACGCUGCUUGAUGAAAGGCUGUUGGACGGAAGGCUGCUCGAUAGUACGCUGCUUGACGAUAAAGAAAUUGUUGGGGAUGGAGUACUGGAGCUUAUUGAAGAGCUUAUUGAAGAGCUUAUUGCAGAGCUUAUUGAAGAGCUUAUUGAAGAGAUUGGCGAUGAACUCGGCGGGUUGCUGGAAGACGUACUCGAGGAGAGAAUUGAUGCGGCAACUGAAUAUGUACUUAUUACCGUGCUUGAGGACGUAGUUAAAGAGGUGCUUGAGGAGAUGACUGUGAAUACACUAGAUGAAACGAUAGACGGUGAUGACGACAAGCUUGAGGAACCCGACGAUAGAGUCGACAGUGAUGAUGAACUAGUUAUUACUGAGGAAGGCAUUGAAGACGAAGGCGUCGCUGUGGUGGAACUUGACGUGCCAGAACUUGACGUGCCAGAACUUGCCGGCGUGCUAGAACUUAUCACCGUAGGGCCGCUGGGUGACAGUGUGGACGAAGGCGUUACUAUGGUGGAACUUGAGGUGCCAGAACUUGAGGUGCCAGAACUUGAGGUGCCAGAAUUUGCCGGCGUGCUAGAACUUACUGACGUAACAUAA